AUUGUCAAUUUUGAUUGACUUGCUUUAAUGCUUAUUUUUUAUAUAGCCAUCUCAUAGAAAGAAAUACAGUAGUAAUGUCGUCUUUUUUGUAGGGACUAACUCCACCAUGGUUGGUUGGACAAAGCCUUUGAGGAAAAUGAAUGGCGUUUUUGGAUAAACGCCUAAAAUAGAGUCUGUGAUAAACAGGCUUAAGAAAGUGUAUGCGUUUUGUUCUAUGAGAUCAUCUUCAUAAGCUAACAUCACUUUUUGUGAAUUUUGAAUAAUUUAUGCAAUAAUAAUUAAAAAAUACAUAUAUCACAUAAAGGCUUCAUAAUUCAUAAAGGUCAUGUUAACUGACUGCUAUUAUCGCAUAGAACAAAACGCAUACAAGCUCCUAAUCAUGUUGACUUCAGACCUUAUUUUCGGCGUUUUUUCCCAAAACCCUAUUCUUUCCCCAUUCACACAUUUCAGACCAAAUCUUGUAAAGGCAUCAUCAUCAUAGGCACUGACUGCAUUGCCAGGGUGUCCACACGGUCUUUCUUGCACAAGGCGGCGAUAUUUCUGGAUAAAGUUAAAUCCACCGAAGAAAAUACUGAAAGGGCGUCGUUUUUUUCGAACAACGGCUGUGUUGUUGUCUUGGUUCUGAAAUCACAACAGUAACUAGCUAACUGUUUCAGUUCAAUACUUGUGCUGCAAAAUAGACGUAGCUAACGUUACGCAUUUAUUCUAAGAAGCUCACACUGUACAGGAAAUGGAAAAGCUGGAUUUCUCAGAAGAUGAAAUACAACACCAAUUGGAGGCACUUGGUUACAACAACAUACCAAGACACAGACUACAUGAAUUCAAAAGAGAUCUAGAUGAACUGAUCCGACAUGAAAAAUCUAAGAGCCACUCAUCCAGUGAAUUGAACUCUACAAGAUCUCAAAGCACCAUCUUCAAAAGUCCUCCUGCAGUCACCAAGGUUAAAGUACAUCAGGAUAACACCGCAGCCUUCAGAAAUGUGAUUGCGCAGGCUGGUCCAUCACACCAUGAAAGACGGGUGCUAACCUCCACAUACAGCAGAGACAACAGUAACUAUGAUGCCAGACAGGAGUAUGACUCCUACACUCAGCACUCUGUUGCCCCCAAGUACCAGCGCCCCUCAACAGCCCCUAAUAGGCUGGAAGUGGAUCCAGACCUAACUGACCUCCAGCAGUUAUCGUUCGCUGUCAGUCAGUCGUCCACACCAGACCGAGACACAGGAGCGCAUGGGAGACCCUUUAUCAAGAGGAAAGUCCUUAGGAAACAUCAAGGUCAAGUUCACGUCUGCGAUGAAUCAACACAUAGUGAAGAUUCAGGUGCAGUGAGUGGGCUGGGGGAGCGUCUGGGAGGGAUUCAUGUGUCCAUGUCCACCCACCAGGAGCUGGAGAGUGAGGAUGCAGGCAGUCUGAGUGACAGGUCUGAAUCGGACUGUCUCCCAAGUGCCUUCAAAGCCUACAUCAGAGGCAUGGCCAGAUCUCAGAGCGAGAGUGAUAUCAGACCCCGGCCCAAGUCGUUUAUCCGCCCAGUGAUGGAUCACCCUCACACCAGAAGCCUGAAGAAGACAGACCCAGUGGCAAAGUAUUUCCAGUACAAGCAGGAUUGGGAAAUGUUCAAGGCACCAGGAGAGAAGGAUAGGAAAGCACUGCACUGGGAAAUCAGGGAACAGCUUGCGUACCAACCUCUACCACCGAAGCCUCGAAGAGUAUUUGUGCCCAACACCUACGUGGUGCCUACAGAGAAGAAACGCUCCGCCCUGAGAUGGGAAAUACGACAUGACUUGGCCAAUGGACUCCUACCGCCAAACAACUAUCGACUCUAGGCAUCAUGUACUUUACGUCUUAAAUAGGCUCUUUUAGUCACCAGUUUGCAUAUAUUUUAUCAUUGAAUUUCAUUUAUUCACACGUUUUUAUUGAACAUAUUAAAAGGCAUGACAAACA
Salmo salar (Atlantic salmon) is the source of this 1937-nucleotide messenger RNA. RefSeq names its product centriolar and ciliogenesis-associated protein HYLS1. Gene Ontology annotation, biological process: cilium assembly. Gene Ontology annotation, cellular component: centriole; non-motile cilium. NCBI's taxonomy places the organism in Eukaryota, Metazoa, Chordata, Actinopteri, Salmoniformes, Salmonidae. The record is from RefSeq and is a predicted model, not a curated record.